AUGGGACUCCUUUCGAUGAUUUACGCAGAUAUUGAGCGCAGCGCCAAAGUGCCCCCAUUCUGUGGCUGCUUCCUGCGGCAGGAGCGUGAAGAUCCCACACGGAGGUACAUUAUUGAUCAGUGUCGAUGUGGGGAGGAGCACUGUGAUGUGUGUGAGUGGUCUUGGGAUGCGAAUAUCCCACAUCCGGACAGCCACAUAAACAACAGGCUUGUAAACUUCCACCCGGUCUACAGUCAAGGCACAGCCAUGGUACGUGGCACAGAGCCUUUGCGAAUGGGGAUGUGUCACUACUGGGAGAUAAAGAUGAUGUCACCAGUUUCGGGUACGGACAUGAUGGUUGGCGUGGGGACGGAUAAAGUUGACCUGACAUCGCAUCAGUAUACCUUCGGCAGCACCCUUGGGCUCGAUGAGCACUCCUGGGGCUACUCGUACCGCGGUGUUGUCCUCCACAGUGGCCGAAGUUACUUCUUCGGCAAGAAAUUCACUCAGGGCUCCAUUGUGGGUGUGCUGCUGAACCUCCGUCGGGGCACAAUGGAGUUGUACAUUAAUCGCGUGCCCCAGGGUCAGGCUUUCCAUGAUCUCCCCACAGACCCGAAUGUCAAACUCUACCCAAUGCUCAGCUCCACGGCGGCCAAGUCGCAAAUGAAGCUCCUCAAUGCGGUGUCCUUUGAGGAGAACCUCCAGUACCACGCCAUGAGGACCAUCUACCGCCAUCCGCAACUCCUUGCUGAGCUCCAAACCUACCCCAUGUUCGACAUCAUCGUCAAGCGCUUCUGGUUCCUCCGGCAGACGGACGAUGCCUACAACACAGACACCAUCGAUCGCAUCUCAAAGCGACAGCAGCAACCACCGGAGAACCUCGAGAAUGCCGUCCUACUGAAGAAUCUCGGUGAGGGCACAUCCAAAGCAACCAAAGAUGAGACUGAAUACGAAGUGACUGAUGAUGUUUAUGGGAAUUUAGAGAUUACGCACAAAGAAAAGGAAACAUCUUGCAAUUCUUCCGAUGAUGAUCUUGAUUGCUAUGAAUUCUUCUGCAAUCACGGGCGAUAGGCGCCAGGAGCUAGGUGCUGAUCAGAAGGAUCAGAAAUGCAGAGAUUUAUAUUUUUUUACGUGGAAAAUAAAAAGAAAAUGAAUUUUGGAAUGAAAAA
Messenger RNA from Lutzomyia longipalpis, 1148 nucleotides. Its product is annotated as SPRY domain-containing SOCS box protein 3. Gene Ontology annotation, molecular function: protein binding. Gene Ontology annotation, cellular component: SCF ubiquitin ligase complex. Lineage: Eukaryota; Metazoa; Arthropoda; Insecta; Diptera; Psychodidae. The coding region runs from base 1 to 1050 and encodes 349 amino acids. The record is from RefSeq and is a predicted model, not a curated record. Gene Ontology annotation, biological process: proteasome-mediated ubiquitin-dependent protein catabolic process. The transcript has 3 exons.